GGCUGAUAAAUCUUCAACGUGCAAGCUACUUCCACCAGACAUUGACACUCACUCGCGUACGAUUCUCCCUAUCACCGAUAUCGUGGCUAUGUGAAUUCAACAGCAUGUCGGAGGGGGAAGCUCAUAGAGGUGCUGAUGAGUCUACUGUGGAGACGCCAACGAAGCAACUCAAAGGCUGCGCCAACUGUGAGCGUCGUCGAAUCCGGUGCGAUCGCCGUCGUCCCCAAUGCGUCAAGUGUGACAAGAAGGGGCUUUCAUGUCCUGGCUACGACCGCCGUCUUCGAUGGGUGGAAGGGGUUGCCGCAAGGGGGCAUCUGCGGGGCCGAACGAUCCCCACGAGGCCAUCUUCUAAAGAUAAGACCGCAUCUCGAGAAGAUCACUCGAGAACCGUUAUCUCUGGAAGCUUCGAGCUAGAUGAAAGGAAAAACUGCGGCCUUCCGGUUGCCAUUCCGAAUCCCCUGAUUGUCCAAGCAGCUCGAGCUUGCGACCAUCCCGACUCGACAAGGGUGUUCAUGGACUAUUACAGACGGAACUUAGCCGGUCUGAUGGUAUGGAUGGACUCAGAGGAGAACCAUUACCGAACUCAAGUUGUUCCUCUCGCAGUAAAUCAACCGGCAAUCGGCUUCGCCAUCAUGGCCUUCGCGGUUCAACACGGCGCCAUGGCAUUUCCCGACGAGUCCAUCGCGGAGGACGCUCGCGAUAGGUGUUUGCAUCUGAUACAAACCCGUGCCCAGAACAUGACGGCACGACUUAUCGAGGGCGGUGACUUGGACAACCAUGCCGACUUGGCCGACGCAGAAUGGAUGCUGGCCUCGAUUCUCAUCAUGUGCAACUACGAGAAUGCCCGCCGCCGCCUUCAAAUCGCCGAUGAUCACAGACGCGCGGCUCGGACGAUUGUCAACCUGUUCAAAAGUCAGAACUCUGUCCACAAUCGAAACUUGUUUGCUUUCUUGCGAAAUCAACUGGCUAUCGACGAUGUGCUGGCAGCUACAACUUCGUUCGACAUACCCCUCAUUCGAAAUGCCGUCACACCGGCACCUGGUUCAGACAAUCUCCUCUUUUCGAGGUACCUGACUUUCUUGCACCAUGUCACUCUCGUAUCGGCAGAUGCCGUAGAGUCUCGUCCUUCAAUUUCACGCCUACGCAGCGGCCUCACGAUGCCUCUCAUUCGGUCCGGGUUUGAGCAGGCCAGAGGCGCUACGUUGAUGGCGGCCGGACGACUCGGAAUGGCAGGCUCCAAUAUGUCUCGUGAUUUCAUCCGCUUGGUCGAGGUGUAUCAUAGUGCAGGACUGUUGUACUCACUGAGAUGUCUUGACUAUGCUGUCGAGCACGCCUCGGAGCGUGUCGUGGUCGUUGCCAGUCUGUUCGAUCAACUUACCGGAUUCGAAGACCAAGCCGCCUUCGUUCAGAAUCUAGCCUGGCCGACCUUCAUCGCCGGUACCGAAUGUCAUGGAAAUCAGCAUCGCCAAGAAAUCAUCGCAGGCUUGCUGACGGCGAUUCAUGAGGGCACACGUUUCAGCUAUUACUUGGACGCAGUGAACUUUCUCAAGGAGUUUUGGGCUGGAGGCAAUGACGACUGGCGUCCCCUCGCUCGCAUGAGAGAAGCUAUAGGGCAGCGAGUCCUUGUAGUGUGAGCACUAUCAGCACAGUUAGGGAAAAGAGAGGAACUUCAUGCUACCAGACUCUACCAACUCAAACUGGAGACUACUAGAAAUCGACCGUCUCUUCGUCUUCGACACCGAAGAGCACUCGCAUCGGGUCCUGGUAUUUCAUGAACCCGACACCUGGCUCACACAGACCAUACCCCAGAAGACGUUGCGCCUGGGGCUUCAUCUUCUUCACCCGCUCAAAAGGCACCAUGAGGAAUUGGUUCUCCGCGGGACGUAGUGUCGGCUGGCAGAGGAAGAUUCCAACGGUCUCCCGAUAUUCAUCCCUUUGAGAGUUAGC
Molecule: messenger RNA, 1947 nt
Organism: Colletotrichum phormii
Lineage: Eukaryota; Fungi; Ascomycota; Sordariomycetes; Glomerellales; Glomerellaceae
Product: putative Zn(II)2Cys6 transcription factor
Exons: 2
Coding region: 105-1634 (509 amino acids)
Biological process (GO): positive regulation of transcription by RNA polymerase II
Cellular component (GO): nucleus
Molecular function (GO): DNA-binding transcription factor activity, RNA polymerase II-specific; zinc ion binding; transcription cis-regulatory region binding
Source: RefSeq, a predicted model, not a curated record